AUGGAAGGAAACAAUCCCUUCGAAAAGUCCCAAACUGUUCAUCCAGAAGUCAGGGCCUAUGUCUACAGCCUGGUCAACGCACUUGGUGGUUCCAGCACCGACGAUAAUGGACGCUACAUCUUAGGUGAUGAUGCACUGGCUUGUCUGCGUGAUCUGAAGAGAUGGUUAAAGUUAUACGAUGAGAAGAACAAUCGAUUGGAUGUUGCGAGAUGUUUGGCGGAGGCGAAGCUGGUGGGAGGAGAUCUGGUACCCAUUCUCGCGUCCUGGCCUGAAGAUGGUAAAGAGAACAGAGUCAAAGCAAGAGUUGCGCUUGCUUGUCUGGAAGUUCUCGUGCCAUUGACAUGGCCAUUGGAAAUUGGAGGAGAGAUGACACUCAACCACCACAGACAUACCCCCUACCUCCAGCAAUCCCAGGUGCUCUAUAAGGCAGCCGUACUCGGAUGUGAUACGAGCAGUAUCCUGCGCCAGGUGGUACGAAUCGGUUUACCUGCAGUUGCCGCAGCAAAAGAUGCAAGAACAAGCCGAGAGGAAGGCAUUCUCAAGCUAAUGCUGUACUUCUUUCGAAACAUUGCUAUCAUUCAACAGGUGCCUAAUCUACCAAGCCAGGGCCUGGAUUCCGAAGUAUCGAGAUCAGCGACCAUCGACGCUUUCCGAGAUCAAGACGUUUUUGCACUGCUACUCACGAUCAGCUCGAAUAUGGGCGAAGACUUCAAUCUACAAGAUGUUAUUGUACUGGACAUUAUCUUCAACCUGAUUAAAGGCGUCGAACCAAAGAAGUUAUGGAUGACCGAGGACCAGACAAAAAGACAUGGUUUUUCCGAGUUGAGCGCAGCGCUUGCCAACGAGGCUGCGACGACUCAUGAAGCCAGGAAGAAUGAAUCAACUCGACACGGGCGGUUUGGUACUAUGCUUUGGGUGAAGCGACAGGGUCAGAACAUGGUUGCAGUUUCCGGCCAAGACAACCUCAAGGAUGACGACAAAGCAUUCUUCAAUAUGGACAAAUCCAAGAAGUGGAACAAGCCUCAGCAGAGACGUAGAGAUCUCGAUCACACUAUCCACGACUUCGAUCGCUCCACUCGGCUCACCGUAUCAGCCACCGAGAAAUUAAGAAAUUUUGUUGAAGAGUUCCUUGACUCCGGCUUCAACCCACUGUUCACCCAUCUCCGCAAGGCCAUUGAGCGGGAAGCCGAACGCCUGACUGAUGUCAACUACAGACAAUUCUUCUACGUGGUAGCUUGGUUCCUCGAAGCUGAAAGAGCACGAAGGGAGACGCAGAAGAAAGAGCUCAAGCCAACCAAGGUCCGUUCCGAUUUUGAAGACGAAAGCUACUCACUCGUGGCGGCCGUUUUGAAUCAAGAAACGUUCAUCAUGCUCAAUCGAUUUAUGCAAGUCUCAGUGGAUAACAAAGAGUGGCAGGACCUGAAUGCAUCAAUGCGAUGCUUUACUCAGAUCUUACUAACUGUCCAAGAAAUGGCACAGAGCUCUCUCGAAGACGAUCAGGAGAUUGCAGACAACAUCCAGAACCGCAUAUUCUACGAAGAAACAACACAUGACAGGGUAACAAAUAUUCUAAAGGGCUACAAAGACCAAGGCUUCGGCUAUCUCGAUGCCUGUACCGAGCUAUCCCACGUCUUUCUGCGCAUGCUUGAGCGUUACUCGAAAGAAAAUGUCGACUUACAAAUACGCUCGCGGAGAAAAGCCAAAAAGAAACGCCAGGAAGCCGCCAAACAAGCAGUAGCCAAUGAAGAGAAACCUGCAGAGGAUGAGGAUGAAGAGUCCGAGAACGAGGACAUUGCGGAUGUAGUCCAAGUCUCCAAAGAACGCAAAUUUGAUUUUAAUCGCUUUGCGGCGAAGUUUUCGACCCAAGCGUCAGUUGAUACUUUUGUGUCUUUGCUCAAGUUCUAUCGAGAUUUAUCAUCCGAACAACUCAAGCGAGCGCAUCGAUUUUUCCAUCGAGUUGCCUUCAAGCAGGACCUGGCAGUGCUGUUGUACCGAGUUGACAUUGUGGCACUUUUCUACAAGAUGAUCAAUGGUCCCGAGGGCAUGGACACAAAGAACCCGCUUUACAAGGAAUGGUCAGAGUUCACUCGCCAAGUUUUCAAAAAGAUGUUCAAGAAGAUUGAGCAGAGGCCAGAGUUAAUCGUUGAACUUUUGUUCAGCAAGAUCAAUUCCACCUUGUACUACCUUGAGUUUGGACAAGAGAAGCAGACCAUUGCUGCGACUCGCACUCCGGCUGAGCUCGAACUUCGCCCAGCACCAGGCAGAGACAUUAAUGAACAGAUUGGCAUUGUUGUUACAAUACUACUCAAGGAUGACAAGGGAAACUUGGUGCAUUGGGUGAAAAACAUGCUCGGUAAAGGAUCGGAUGAGAGGCAUGGUUGGGAAGCCGAAGCAGAAUCACGCCGAGCCAUUGCUCGUGAGGCUGCCGAGCAAAACGGUGAGGCUGCAGCUCCAGAAAUUGAAGUCGGCCAGCCCAACCAUAUUACAGUUUGGCCCACCUCAGACGAUAUCAGGACGGCUAUGUUCAAAAAUGCUCGGCUGAAACUAUUGAUGACUUUAGUCGGCUUCGAAUUACUUGGUGAAGAAGAUGCUCUUGGAGCGCCAUGGAUUAUACCAGGCAGCUUAUCGUCGGAGAGUCUUACCAUAUUCAAGUCCGUGAUCGAGCAGUACGAGCAAACGUCUUGGCAGAGUGAUGUUCCAGAUGAGGAUCCAGAAGACCUUCUCCGCCGUAGCAGGAACAAAGCCAAGAACCAGAACGGCGACGCGGACGAGGAUGAGGAGCCACAACAUGCCGGUUUCUUGGAUGAUUCCGAGGGUGAAGAGGAAUUCAUGUUCCCUGACAAUCCAAGAAAGAAGAGAAUGAAGAAUGUUCUAGAUGAGCUGAAAGCACAGCGGCGGAAGCGGAAGCGCGGCAACGAUAAUGAAGGUGAAGAGGUGGACGAGGAAGCAGCUGCCCGAAGGAGAGCCGCAAGAGAAGCUGCCCUUCGAGAUAGAAGACGAAAGAUCAAAAGUGAGGCCUAUAUCAGGGACAGCGAUGACGAAUCCGAUGAGGAGAGAGACCGCCUCUUCUUCGAGAAAGAGGACCAAUUGCGACAAAAGCAAGAGGAUUACAUCCAAAAGCAGAUAACGUUAGGCGGCAACAAACCAACGAAAGACACAGAUAAAUCGAAGAAGAAGAGAAAAUCGGCGCCAGCGACUCAACCAACUGGGUUCGACGAUGAGGAUGACGAUCUCCUCAUGCGUGGUUUCGACGAUCCUCCUAAUGAUACUGCCUCUUCACAACCUCGACCGAUAUCGACGUCUGAUGAAGAGUCGGAAGAAGAAGACGAAAGCACGCCCAUGUCUUCCCAGAUCUCAGCGACGGGUAAGAAGGUGCAAAGUAUAGACGGUGUACUCAGACCAGUGUCGCAGGGUAGAAGCCUACCAGCAGCAUCGUUAAUGGAUUUACUGGAUGACUCAGAUCCGGAAGAUGAGAAUGAUGCUGGGAAGGACAUUACGCCUGUGGCGCGAUGGCGCCAGAUGAGGGCUGGAUUUAUAGUCGAUAGCAGUGACGACGAUGACGAAUAA
This is a messenger RNA of Exophiala bonariae, 3567 nucleotides long. RefSeq lists its product as uncharacterized. NCBI's taxonomy places the organism in Eukaryota, Fungi, Ascomycota, Eurotiomycetes, Chaetothyriales, Herpotrichiellaceae. The coding region runs from base 1 to 3567 and encodes 1188 amino acids. The transcript has 2 exons. The record is from RefSeq and is a predicted model, not a curated record. Gene Ontology annotation, cellular component: replication fork protection complex. Gene Ontology annotation, biological process: DNA repair; replication fork arrest; DNA replication checkpoint signaling. Gene Ontology annotation, molecular function: DNA binding.